UCCAAACUCCACUGCUACUUCUCCUCUCUCAGUCUCUCUCUGGCGCGCGCUUUGGUUGCGUCUUGGCAAAGUAGCCGCGAUGUCGAAAGGAACGGACCGCAUGGUGAAGAGCUUGAAGAAGUUCGCAGACAUUCAGUACAAGCUCUUCACCGCUCGCUACGGCCAACAAAUCAUCGACUUCUUCGACUUCCCAAUCAAGCUCAUCCUCUCUCCUUUCACUCUCCCCUUCGACAUCGCCGGCUCCGCCCCCCGCGGCUUCGGCGUCCCCGAGCUCAUCUCCAAGCUCUCUUACGUUUCCAUUUUUGCUGUUGCAACUCUAGGGACUUAUGACAUUGCAUUGGAGCUGGGAAAAAAGGUUAUUUGUCAGAGAAACUGUCAAACGUGCAACGGAUGGCAGGCAUUGCGUUGCACUUUGUGCAAAGGAUCAGGAAAGGUGCAGUACCAAGUGAAAAAUUACAAGUUGAAGAGCGGGGAGAAGGCAACGGCGGAAUGUAUUGCCAAUGCCAUUGCUGAUAAUCGGGCUGAGUUGGUUCACCUUCCAUCCACCAUUGAACUUCAAGCAUCAUUGCCAUCUAAAGAUUGCCCAACCUGUGAUGGGACGGGUGUAAUGGGCUGUCCUGAAUGCAAAGACAAAUUACAAGUCAGAAUAUCUGCAGAUGACAUCAUGGAACCUCCUUGGAAAGCCUACAAUGUAUUAAGAAAGAUGGAUUAUCCCUAUGAGCAUAUAGUCCACAGCAUGAAGGAUCCCAGUAUUGCUGCCUUUUGGUUGUUUACGUUGCCUGAGGUUGCAGGUGGUUUUGAAUAUGAUGACGAUAUCAAGAAGAAAAUUUGGUGGCAGUACAAGGAAUCCAUGCGGUAUGAUCAACUCCGUGAUGUGGUGGCUAAGAGAAAACCUGGAUGGGAGCACUUACAAGAAGCCUUAAUUUCCAUAGAUCCUGAUCGUGCCAAGAAUGACCCUGUUAUAGUGAAAAACAUCCCGUACUACAAUGCCAAGAAGGCACUAGAAGCAGAAACCAUGAAACUCAAUCCUCCACCAAGGCCAACAGAUUGGGGUGAGCUGAACCUUCCACUGAAUGAGUCUUCGUGGAGCAAGGAGGAUCUAAAGGAUCCUGACAAAUUUUACGAAAUGACCGUCCUCCUUAAUGGCCAGAGAGAAAUGGCUGAAAAGAUUUUGGAUGCACAGUGGGAGAACAAGUGGCGCCAAGAAAAGUUGAAUGAGAUGUUGGAGGAGAAGGUGCGGCCAUAUAUUCAAAACACAGAUAAUGCUGUUCUUUCUCGGCCAAUUCUACUACAAUCACAAGAUCAGAACAAAAAGAGGACUCGACAACGUAGAUGGUGGAUCUUUUGACGACGCAAGCUUCAACAAUUUUUGUACCCGAUUAACGCCAUGAUGGGACUAUGUAGGUCCUUUCUGGCGGAUUCUUUAUAAGUUUGUAUUAUCACAUCUACUUGCGGCUUUAUUUCUUGUACUAGUUUCAAAUAUCACAAUUGUUUCACUUCCAUCCUCUCAUAAGUGUAAUUGUUGUCCCUACUAGUUGGGUGAUGUAGUUGUGAUAUAAGCAGCUUAUAAAAAUGCAAAUUUCUGAAAAUAGGAAGACAAUGAGUGAAAACAUAAUCUUUAAAGAGAAGAUUUUCCGACAAUGGUACUAAAAUUUGUAUAAAUAAAUGUGAAUUAUGUGACUCAACGAGUAAUAAAACGACAAAAG
Morus notabilis is the source of this 1706-nucleotide messenger RNA. RefSeq lists its product as uncharacterized. The transcript has 12 exons. NCBI's taxonomy places the organism in Eukaryota, Viridiplantae, Streptophyta, Magnoliopsida, Rosales, Moraceae. Gene Ontology annotation, cellular component: chloroplast. The coding region runs from base 80 to 1348 and encodes 422 amino acids. The record is from RefSeq and is a predicted model, not a curated record.